This is a messenger RNA of Carassius carassius (crucian carp), 2766 nucleotides long. RefSeq names its product prickle homolog 3 (gene prickle3). Gene Ontology annotation, molecular function: zinc ion binding. Bases 233 to 2587 code for a protein of 784 amino acids. Lineage: Eukaryota; Metazoa; Chordata; Actinopteri; Cypriniformes; Cyprinidae. The transcript is spliced from 11 exons. The record is from RefSeq and is a predicted model, not a curated record.
UGGUGAGCGGGGGCCGGGGGGUGCUCUGUUCCUCAGUUAAACUCUUGUCCUGUAGGUGUAGCCCGUCUGGUUACCGUCUGGUUAGGAGCUCUUCUUCUCAGCACGGAGCUCUACAGGCCAGAGAGCACACCGCGGGGAAUAGCGAGCACAAGUCACGGCGAACUGAAGGAAACUUCGGCGGACACAUGAGAGGCUUCGCGUGAAUCCGCGCACGAGACACUGCAGCGCCGACAUGUUCACGCGCGGGGCGAAGAAGCGACGCUCCGGUCGCUCGACAGAGGCGGAGGAUCCGGACCAGGGACAGCCGUGUAUGCGCUGUGCAGAACAGUGUCCUGGCUUCCGCAUGCAUGGAUGGAGGAAGAUCUGUGUGCACUGUAAGUGUGUGCGGGAGGAGCAUGUGGUGCGCUCUGUGCCCGGACAGCUGGAGAGAAUGAUGUUGAAGCUGGUGUCUGACUUCCAGAGGCACUCCAUAUCUGACGAUGACUCGGGCUGCGCCUCGGAAGAAUAUGCCUGGGUGCCGCCCGGGAUCAAGCCUGAACAGGUGUAUCAGUACUUCAGUUGUAUUCCAGAAGACAAGGUCCCAUAUGUCAACAGUCUAGGAGAGCAAUACCGUAUUAAACAGCUUUUACACCAGCUGCCGGCCCAUGACAGUGAGCCUCAGUACUGUAACACUCUGGAUGAAGAAGAGAAGAAAGAAUUGAGGUUAUUCAGCCAGCAGAGGAAGAGAGAGAAUCUGGGCCGUGGCAUCGUACGACUCUUUCCGGUCACCAUGACCGGAGCCAUCUGUCAACAGUGUGGCAGGCAGAUCUGCGGUGGUGACAUAGCAGUGUUUGCGUCGCGAGCGGGUCACGGCUCCUGCUGGCAUCCUCAGUGCUUCCAGUGCGCUUCCUGUAACGAGCUGCUGGUGGAUCUCAUUUACUUCUAUCAGGACGGACACAUCUACUGCGGCCGGCACCACGCCGAGCGCGUCAAACCCCGCUGCCAGGCCUGCGACGAGAUCAUCUUUGCGGACGAGUGUACGGAGGCUGAGAGCCGGCACUGGCACAUGAAGCACUUCUGCUGUUUCGAGUGUGAGACGGCGCUGGGCGGCCAGCGCUACAUCAUGAGAGAGAGCCGGCCGUACUGCUGCCACUGCUACGAGUCUCUGUACGCCGAAUACUGCGACACCUGCGGAGAACACAUCGGUAUAGAGCAGGGUCAGAUGACGUAUGAGGGCCAGCACUGGCAUGCGUCUGAAGCGUGUUUCUGCUGCGCCUGCUGUCGACUCCCUCUGCUGGGCAGACCCUUCCUGCCUCGCCGCGGACUCAUCUUCUGCUCCCGCUCCUGCUCGCUCGGGGACGACCCAGACAACUCCGACUCCUGCGAUUCUGCCCUCCAGAGCAAACCAGUGUCACAUAAGACCAUUCAAAACCUGCAGCAUAGUUCCACACCACGGCCACAGGAGGGAACCAGCGUCACUGCCGCCACCUCUACACUGAACACAUGCAAACAUACAGUCAAAGCAGCUAGUACAACAACAGCCAAUGGGGGGCAUUUUCCACUGGAGAGUAAAGCAGGUGUUCACACCUCGUUCCGUCCUGUACUGAAUGGCGAGCCUCCAGCAUAUGAACACUCACAUCUGUCCUCUCAGCUCCGUCCAGCAGCCAAUGACAGGCCAGCAUUAGUUUGCACGGACCAAUCAAGCAUCAGCACGCAGCAGGUGAAUCACACGCCAGACCGUCUGGAGUUUUCAGCGGAGCUGAACGGAUACGCAGAAUUUGGCCAUUUCCCGCCAAGCUUCACGUCUAGAGGGACGUCCACUGCAAAGGAUUGUGGGAACAUCAUCGAGAGCAGUUGUUCAGGAAUUUCCUCUCAACUGGAGUCUUCAGAUGCAUUUGAUGAUCUAAAUGACUCCGACUCCUUCCCGCCUCCUCCGCCCCCCGUUUUCUUCGAUCCGUCUGAUUCCCCGGCUGCUGUCACCGAAGCCGAAGACGUGCCAGCGACACCGGUCCGCAGCAGCACCGCCAGGGUCAGCUUCAGAGAGCCAAUCAGCUGCAGCUAUUCAGUGGAAGAGGAAGAGUGGGAGGAAGAGGAAGUGGUGGAGACGGAGACAAGAGGGGAUGAGGAUGAGGAGCAGGAGGAAGAUGGAGGAAGUUUGGGACACAGGUUGCACUUCUGCACUGAAGGACCAUCUCAAAUGGACCUGCUGGAUGGGUCGAAGCGCCACAGUUUCCAUCGGGGAAGCCGUGGCCACAAUCCCAGCGAGAAGCGGCUCAGACGCUCCAGCGACAGACCUCGUCUGGAAACCCUGGCAUGCAGAGUAGGGGACCGCAGGCGGUCCAACAGCGUCCUGGACGGCAGCCUUACCCUGCACUCCACCCGCUACCGCCACGAAGACUCCUGCUCCACCUGCUCCUCUUCCUCAGACUCAGAGGAGGAAGGCUUCUUUCUGGGCCAGCGCAUUCCCCUGCCACCGCAGCUGACGGGUGGAGAGAGAGCAACAGAAGGACAGACAGAGGACGAGGACAAAAGCCGAAGAGGAAGCUUCAGGAGGAGGACACAGAGUCUCAGUAGAAAAGACAAGGACAAGAACUGCAUACUGUCCUGAGACCAGGACAUGCGUGUUCAAAACUGGAAAUUAAAGAACUCGGUCACUCUCUGAACUAACAAGCUGCUCAGUCAAGGUCAAAGUUUAUGAGUCACAUUUUGUGUAACAAAAAUAGAAAGUAUCUUACAGUCUGUGCAAAUGUGUGCCAGUAUUUUUAUAAAGGUGAUAAAAUAUUAUCC